AUGGUAGAGUUGUCGCUUCGGAAAGCUAGAACGAAUUGGAAGCAGCGUUCAUCGCCGAGCAGAGCGAACGGUUCAAUAAAGUUGGAUGGUGACAAUACAACGGUGAAAUCAAAUCCAUACCAAAACUUCAAAGACGCUACGAACUAUGCACAACUUCCAACGAUAGAUUCCAAAGAUCGUGACAAAGUGGGGACUUUGAUGCAGAGGAGAUUGUCAUUCCACGCUUCAAAAUAUGGUGGCCCUGGUGCUCCAACAGACUAUUUAGCAGAGCCCUUGCCAUAUAGUAUGGAAAAUGCUUCAGAUCAACCGUCCCAUACACGGGCUAAUGAACUUAAAGUUACUUCCAGACAAAACAGAUCUACUUCGAGCGUUGGAAUGCUCAGAGUUGGCGGACAAAAAAAAUCUCACAGAACUCCACUGCGCCAGAUCCUGAGUGAUCGCGCUUUUGAAGCGAAAGAAUAUGUAUCCAGUACACUGGGGAACGCUGGAGCACUUGAGAUAGAUCAGUUUACGUCAGAACUGAACGAUUUGGCGUUAGAAGUCACAGACGAAAUUAAGGUGAACAUCUCGGAUUCAUACACUCAGGUGUUGCAAGUAAACCGGGAUCUUAGCAGUGCCUCUGCGGAGCUUAGACAGCUCAGGACAAAUGUAGUAGAACUCCAGGAGGUGAUGGAUGAGCUGAUUACAAUGGCAGACAAAAGGUUACAGUUGGAACGAGAUUCGGCUCCAAAUUCAAGCGUCGAGUCACAAUCACAACAGCAACAGCAAAACUCGCUACUUCCUCCAGCGAAAGCUUCCCAACGGCGUGAUCGUACAAGUGUUGUAAUGCUAGAGAAGAUGUGGAAGAGUGAGCUUUCGACUUUGUUCAGGGCGGUCGAAGGCGCCCAGAAAUUUAUAGCUCCACUUCCGGGACGACAUAUCAUUUUGGAAUCAAGUGAUUGGUACGAAAUAAACGCUGCCACACUCAAGCCUUUAAAGACCAUUCAUCUUUUCCUACUUAAUGACAUGAUCAUGAUAGCGACUAAAAAUCAGGAAAACAAACAGCACGAGCUGGUAGUAUGCUACUGUCAUACCCUAAAAGAUACUAUCAUCAAUCCUCAAGCGAAGAAUAGAAUUUCGCUAGAUUUUGCCAAUCGCAGGCAAUGCUUAAUUCAAACGCAAAAGACUAGAGAGUUCGAGCGCAUUGUGUCCGCAGUGCGCGGUGCUAAAGAUGAUCUGAAUGUCAUCUCACAGGCAGAAGAAGAAAACACGCGUAAAAUCAGAGACUCUUUCACAUAUCUGCAGGCCACGCAGAACAAUCCAGGCAGAGACCUGACACUGAGCCCCACGAAGGGCCACGCGCGAAACACGAGUUUGGGAAAUGCAACCUCAGGGCCCCAGAACGAUGCAAAUGAGUCGUUCGCCUUACAUGCUCUAAGCUCUUCUCUUAAAUAUCCUUCGCAGGCGGUAGGAGGAAAACGAAACGCUGGUGUACUGGGGCACUUGGACGACGUUGUGGAAGAUUUCGACAUUGUAUUCGCCCGGCGUGACUUCAAUGCCGCUAUCCAGCAUUUGCAAGAAUUGGAGCAAACAUUGGCGUCUCUCGACAAGAAUGGCGUCCAAGAAAACCGAAUACUGCUGAACCUUAUUAGGCUCAAAGUGGCGAACCGCAAGGAACUCUUGGCAGGCAAACUCACGCAGCUGAUCUCUACCGAAAUCUCAAACUUUUCCAAUUUGCUCGAUUUCGUGCGCGAUCUAAUUUCCCUGGACUUCAAAUACGACGCUCUUGAUCUGUUUUUACAGAACAGGACCAAGUACAUCAAGGAGUUGAUUUUGAAGGUAGGAACUUUCCAAAGCCCCACGCAUUACCUUACUCAGAUCGCCGUAAUUCGGUUCCAAACACUGAAGACCGUGGUUGCGAGGGUCAAAGAGCUUUUUCAGAGCAUUGAUGACAGUUUUUCGUCCACGCUGGUAAGCUGGUGCAGCAGUGAAGUAGACCAGCAUUUCACCCUCAUCAACAAGCACUUUAUGAGCAUUGAAGCGAUCCCACCGGCUUCAAUCAAAUCUUCAAGAAGACAGAUAGACGAGCUGAAAUCCGUGGGCAUGGAUUUUGUUUACAAGCUUGACGAUUUCAUCCGCAAGAACGCUGAACGUAUCGGAUAA
Lachancea lanzarotensis is the source of this 2142-nucleotide messenger RNA. RefSeq names its product LALA0S09e03906g1_1 (gene EXO84). The record is from RefSeq and is a predicted model, not a curated record. Bases 1 to 2142 code for a protein of 713 amino acids. The transcript has a single exon. Gene Ontology annotation, biological process: intracellular protein localization; exocytosis; Golgi to plasma membrane transport. Lineage: Eukaryota; Fungi; Ascomycota; Saccharomycetes; Saccharomycetales; Saccharomycetaceae. Gene Ontology annotation, cellular component: exocyst.